AUGUCGCCUUCUCAGUCAAUCACUUUGAGCGAGUCGACGUUAUCCAAAACUCUUACCAGAGUAUCCGGUUCAACAUUAAAAUCAUCAGACCAAGAUGAUUCAAAAUACGAGGAACAACCCUUCAAUCCAAAUGCAAACACAGCCGAUGAAAAAAGCCUUUUGAACCGAAGUGAAACGAUCAACAAAAAGUUUAACAAGUGUAAGUCAGAAAGGUCAGAAAGUGAUGAAGGUUUAACAAUGGAGCUUAAGCAUAACGGCUAA
Echinococcus granulosus is the source of this 261-nucleotide messenger RNA. RefSeq lists its product as hypothetical. The record is from RefSeq and is a predicted model, not a curated record. NCBI's taxonomy places the organism in Eukaryota, Metazoa, Platyhelminthes, Cestoda, Cyclophyllidea, Taeniidae. The transcript has a single exon. The coding region runs from base 1 to 261 and encodes 86 amino acids.